This is a messenger RNA of Ostreococcus lucimarinus CCE9901, 921 nucleotides long. RefSeq lists its product with no specific name. The transcript has a single exon. The record is from RefSeq and is a predicted model, not a curated record. Gene Ontology annotation, molecular function: phospholipid binding; lipid carrier activity. Lineage: Eukaryota; Viridiplantae; Chlorophyta; Mamiellophyceae; Mamiellales; Bathycoccaceae. Gene Ontology annotation, cellular component: chloroplast inner membrane. The annotation marks the transcript as partial.
CGCUUGGUGAAGCCUUUGCAAGAUUUCGGCUUUGGGCGCACGCGCUUGUGGGAAGGAGGCGUUGGGUUAUUUAUGAUAACUGGUGUCGCGCUUUCCUUCGUGAUUUGGGGAUGGAUCCAAGGCUUGCUGAGCUUUGCGCGCAAAAACUCGUAUCAGGCAUUUAUCGAGUUUCCGGUGGCGUGCGGGAUCCAAGUCGGCACGAAUGUUCGAAUUCGUGGCGUCAAGGCUGGUUCCGUGCUGAGCGUGCAACCGAGCUUGGAGAAGGUCGAAGUGCUUGUGGAGAUGGACGACAAGAACGUUCCCAUACCUCGCAACUCUCUCAUAGAGGCAAACCAAAGCGGUUUGAUCGCAGAAACAAUCAUUGACAUCACUCCCGCCAUCCCGAUUCCAGUGGCUCAGUGGGGGCCUUUGGAUUCUGGAUGUGAAGGUGAGGGCGUGAUCGUGUGUGAUCGGGGUAAGAUUAAGGGUCUGCCGGGGGUGAGCAUGGACGAACUCGUCGGUAUUUGUACGAAGCUCGCGAGAGAGAUGGAAAGGCAAGACGGCAUGAACAAGAUGUUCGAUACGACCGACACGGCUAGACGACUGAUGACGACUUUGCAACCGCUUCUUCGUGAGGCGGCGCAAAUCGCCCAAGAGCUCCGACCGAUGAUGCAAGGAGUGAACGAACAAGGCACUUUGGACACGCUCGAAUCGCUCGCCGGUCAGACAUCAGCCACCGUGGAAGACAUCAGAAAGCUCAAGGAUGCAAUUUUGACCGAGGAGAAUCAAGAACUUCUUCGACAAUCCAUUUCGACGCUCACGAAGACGCUGCAACACGUCGAAAAGGUGAGCGGGGAUAUUAGUAGUGUGUCCGGUGAUCCGAGCACUCGCGCAAACUUGCGACACUUGAUUCAAUCGCUGUCGCGAUUGGUUGACGCAUAG